UUUUUUUUUUUUUUUUUUUUGCAAGGAAUUGGAUUUGUUUUCCAAGAUGCCUUCCUCACAACUAUGGCCGACAUACUGUCCUCAGAAGGUCCAGUGGCCAUUAGCAUUGAUGGAAAGGCUGUUCGCGAGGUUCCAGGACCUAAGGGGCUGCCCUACAUAGGUAACUACUUGGAGAUCUACCCAGACCAUCUCGGCAACCACCAACGCCUGUUUGAUAACUAUGGGCCUCUAAUAAAGACAACAAAUCUUGGAAGCACCACAUAUUCCACCAACGAUCCCAAGCUAUCCAAUAUUGCUUUCUCAGAGAGUGACUUUUUUACCAAGAGUAUAAUAGAUAGCCACCCACUGCAUCCCAUCAAGAUAAACGAAGCAGGUAUCUUCCUAGGCGAUACGGACACCGAGGAAUGGAGAAUUACGCAUAAAUUCCUCCCACCUGCACUGGGCCCUAAGGCUGUACGUCACUAUGCACCAAAUAUACAGAAGACGGUAGAAGACAGCUUCAAAGUCUUCGAUGAGCUCGACGAGCGAGAAGAAGCCUGGAAUGUUUAUCCUUACAUGCUCAAGCUCGGUUCUCAAGCCGUAGGGAAAAUUGUGCUCGGCAUGGACUUCAAGCAUUUCACCUCUGUAGAUGCACCACCACACGAGAUGGUCAGAUUGAUAGCGGAGCUGUUGGAGCUUACAAAGAAGAUCUCGUCGAUGGGGACCUGGUAUGCCAAGCUUCCAUUUGGCGAUCCGAAGAAGCUGAGAGACGUCCAAGCGCGUAUUGAGGAGUUGAUGACAGAUGCCAUCAACAAAGCGGCUAAGGGCUCAGAGGAUCUCGAUCUCCAGGAGGCUGCAUUGAAGGCUGAAAACAUGAUCGAUUAUGCCUGCCGAGCAGUCGACAACAAGGGGAAUAGGUUACCCAAGGACAUGAUGCGCAAUCCCCUUGUCGUUGCCACCGGCGCCGGCUUCACCACUACGUCAAGCUUGCUGUCAUGGCUCAUCUAUGGCCUUGUUCAGUACCCAGGAAUGCAGGCGCGGCUGUUACAAGAGCUGAUCGACAAUGGCAUUGACGAUAACACCCAGAUGGACGCCGACCUGAUAGGAAAGCUCACAUUCCUCGACAAGUACGUCAAGGAGACGCAACGCCGACAUAACCCCUCAUAUCAGCCAGCUCGAACAGCUAAAGUGGACAUGAUAUUGCCGGGAGGGUACAAAAUACCAAAAGACGCCAUCGUGAUCCCUGCAAUCCACCAUAUUCACAACAAUACAGCGCUCUGGGACAAUCCGGCGCGAUUCGACCCCGACAGGUGGGACACGGACAAGGUGAAGAACCGGCCCAACGGUUCUUAUAUCCCCUUUGCAACGGGGCCGCGGUCUUGCAUCGGAUUUAAUUUCGCGCUGAUGGAAGUGAAGACGUUUUUGCCGAAGCUGGUCUACCGAUACAACUUUAGUUUGGCGAAGGAUGGUCCCAUUGACUAUGACCCGAUGUUUCAAUUGAUACGGCCGACCAAUUUGUACGUGAGAGCGGAACGUCGCGUGAAGUGGCCGCCGCGAACGAGCGCUUGAUCGACAAAUUUUCUAUUUUUAUCAAUGUAUUCUAGGUAGGUGGGAAUUCGAGUAUCGGAUGUAAUAUUAGACUAGGAUGACGGAAUAGUAAUGAUUAGAUUUGCUUGGAAUGUUUAGAAUUAUUAUAGAAGGUCUUGGCGCGACAAGCUUUUCUGUGGAAGCCAAGCUGAUGUUCCUAAUCCUGGCUUUUGGCCUUUGC
This is a messenger RNA of Xylaria bambusicola, 1747 nucleotides long. RefSeq names its product cytochrome P450. NCBI's taxonomy places the organism in Eukaryota, Fungi, Ascomycota, Sordariomycetes, Xylariales, Xylariaceae. The record is from RefSeq and is a predicted model, not a curated record. Gene Ontology annotation, molecular function: monooxygenase activity; heme binding; oxidoreductase activity, acting on paired donors, with incorporation or reduction of molecular oxygen. The coding region runs from base 64 to 1548 and encodes 494 amino acids. The transcript has a single exon.